GUACUCCUACAUCUCUCCCAUCCAUCAAACCGCCGCAACCUUCUCUGACCGAGCAGCUGCGAGCUCCAGCCCAAGUUCCAAGCUAGAAUCGCGGCGAUGGCACGGUCGGAGCUGGUCAUGGCGUUGCUGGUGGUGGUCCUCGCCGCCGGCUGCUGCGCGUCGGCGGGCGCCGUGGCGUACCUCUCCAAGCUGCCUGUGUCCCUCGACGUCACCGCAUCCCCCAGUCCCGGCCAAGUUCUUCACGCCGGCGAGGACGUGAUCACGGUGACUUGGGCCCUGAACGCGAGCCAGCCGGCCGGCAAGGACGCCGACUACAAGAACGUGAAGGUGAGCCUCUGCUACGCGCCGGUGAGCCAGAAGGAGCGCGAGUGGCGCAAGACCCACGACGACCUCAAGAAGGACAAGACCUGCCAGUUCAAGGUCACCCAGCAGGCCUACCCCGGCACCGGCAAGGUCGAGUACCGCGUCGCCCUCGACAUCCCCACCGCCACCUACUACGUGCGUGCCUACGCGCUCGACGCCUCCGGCACGCAGGUCGCCUACGGCCAGACCGCGCCCGCCGCCGCCUUCAACGUCGUCAGCAUCACCGGCGUCACCACCUCCAUCAAGGUCGCCGCCGGCGUCUUCUCCGCCUUCUCCGUCGCGUCGCUCGCCUUCUUCUUCUUCAUUGAGAAACGCAAGAAGAACAACUAAACUCGGAAGUCGGAACCGUGGCAAAGUGUUCGUCUUCGUCCGUGCGCGAUUUCUUCCUGUCCUUCGCAACCUACGCAUAAUUGUACGGAAAAAUGUACUGUACUGUACUAUAUGUAAGAGAUUGUUUGAUGUUCCCUUUUUCUUAUCCGGAGACUCUCGUAUAUAAUUGGUUAUGUUGUAAUACAACCGAUGGGCAUGUGUAGGAACGAAAACGUACGAGUUCUUCAUAUUUGUUUUCAUAUUUUAUUUUAU
This is a messenger RNA of Triticum urartu, 945 nucleotides long. Its product is annotated as putative high-affinity nitrate transporter-activating protein 2.2. Gene Ontology annotation, cellular component: plasma membrane. Lineage: Eukaryota; Viridiplantae; Streptophyta; Magnoliopsida; Poales; Poaceae. The record is from RefSeq and is a predicted model, not a curated record. Gene Ontology annotation, biological process: response to nitrate; nitrate transmembrane transport. Gene Ontology annotation, molecular function: nitrate transmembrane transporter activity.